This is a messenger RNA of Arabidopsis lyrata subsp. lyrata, 3625 nucleotides long. RefSeq names its product DNA polymerase I A, chloroplastic/mitochondrial. Lineage: Eukaryota; Viridiplantae; Streptophyta; Magnoliopsida; Brassicales; Brassicaceae. The transcript is spliced from 12 exons. The coding region runs from base 222 to 3371 and encodes 1049 amino acids. Gene Ontology annotation, molecular function: 3'-5' exonuclease activity; DNA binding; DNA-directed DNA polymerase activity. The record is from RefSeq and is a predicted model, not a curated record. Gene Ontology annotation, biological process: double-strand break repair; DNA-templated DNA replication.
UUAAUAAUAGAAGAAAGGGUUUAAGGCUAAUAACACAAGACUGCGUCUUCAAGCGAUCGAUGGCCACAAUCUUCUUCUGCUUAAGCUUUCCUUCUCAGGCAGACCCACUUGCUUGAAACUAGCUCGGUGCGAUAACGACAAAAUUCGCCACCAUAAACCCUAUUUUUAAUCUCCGACUCUGUGGACACUUCUCCUUCAAGCUGGGUAGAUUAAGUUCGCUUAUGGCCAUGGGGGUUUCUCUUACUUCCCACAAUAACCCUCUUCUUCGCCACUUAUCUCCUUCCUCUUCUUGGGUUUCUCGUUCCUCCUCUCGCUUCUCUUCUUCUCCACUCCCUUCCUUCCUCUUUCCUUGCCGUAGAACCCUUCUUCAAAGGAAAUUAUCUUCCACAGAGGGAAAUGUCGGUUAUUCGACUACUACAGUUUGUCAGGGAUUUCAGCAUCCGGGUCAUCAACGGUCAUCUUCUGUUGUGCUUAACGGAGAGUGGGAACUUCGAUCCGAAUCCAACAAGGUAAGGAUGGUUCCUAAGAUAAUCAAGGUGGGAAAUCAGACGGAAGUUGCUGAAACUCAUCAAGUUCCUGGAACUGUAAGUGCUUGGAGGGAAGAAGCAAAUAAGCUUAGAGAAAGAAAUGGUCAGAUUGCUAGAAACCUCGAUGACAGUGGUUAUUUCAAUGGCUCUGUCCCAAUUAUAUCUAGUGCUCCGUCUUAUGAAACCUCUCAGAAGAUUGAUUAUGAGUUCAAACCCAGAGGUAACACUACUGCUACACUCAAUAAGGAAUUGAUUGGCGUUACCCAAUCUGAACCUGUUGUGUCAUUGCCAAGCAAGAGUUUAGAUGUUGGGGAUAAUAUGGAUGUAAAUCCUAGUGGAGAGGGAAAACGGAGACCUCUUAUAAGCGGGAAGUCUUCUGGCACCGCAAACAGCAACAGGAAUACAGUUGCCAUUUCCAAAGUGGAGAAAAGCACUGAACCUUCCAAUGUCCGUGAAAACCUUAGGAAAAUAUAUGACAAGGUUCUCGUUGUUGAUAAUGUGCAAGCUGCGAAAGAUACCGUGGCUAAGCUCGUGAAUCAGUAUAGGAAUCAUGUCCAUUCUUGUGAUACAGAGGUGUCCGGGAUUGAGGUGAAGGAAGAAACGCCUGUCGACCACGGUGAAUUAAUAUGUUUCAGUAUUUACUGUGGGCCAGAAGCAGAUUUUGGGUAUGGAAAAUCGUGCAUCUGGGUUGAUGUUCUUGGUGAAAAUGGCAGGGAGGUGUUGGCCGAGUUUAAACCGUAUUUUGAAGACUCGUUCAUCAGAAAAGUCUGGCACAACUACAGUUUCGAUAGCCACAUCAUUAGGAACCAUGGAAUUGAGAUUUCUGGUUUUCAUGCCGACACUAUGCACAUGGCACGAUUAUGGGAUUCUGCACGACGGAUAGAGGGUGGUUAUUCGCUUGAAGCGCUUACAAGUGACCCAAAAGUUCUUGGGGGCACACAGACGAAGGAGGAAGCUGAUUUCCUUGGUAAAAUUUCGAUGAAGACUAUUUUUGGCAAACGGAAACUGAAAAAAGAUGGAUCUGAAGGGAAAAUGGUUGUCAUUCCCCCUGUCGAAGAGCUUCAGCGAGAAGAUCGAGAGGCUUGGAUUUCAUAUUCUGCCUUGGAUGCGAUAAGCACACUAAAGCUUUACGAGAGCAUGACAAAGAAACUGCAAAUGAUGGAUUGGCGUCUUGAUGGAAAGCCAGUUUUAGAAAGGACAAUGUUGGAUUUUUACCAUGAGUUCUGGCGACCCUUUGGUGAACUUCUUGUAAAAAUGGAAGCAGAAGGGAUACUUGUAGAUAGAGAGUAUCUUGCUGAGAUAGAGAAAGUAGCCAAAGCCGAACAACAAGUUGCUGGUAGUAGGUUUCGUAAUUGGGCAUCUAAGUAUUGCCCCGAUGCAAAGUAUAUGAAUAUUGGCAGUGACACACAAUUGCGUCAGCUCUUUUUUGGUGGCAUUUCCAACAGUGUGAAUGGCGAGGUGCUUCCAGUUGAAAAGCUCUUCAAAAUUCCCAAUAUUGAUAAGGUUAUUGAAGUAGGCAAAAAAACAGCGACGAAGUUUCGAAACAUCAAACUGCAUAGGAUAAGUGACAGCCCACUGUCAACUGAAAAUUUAACUGCCAGUGGUUGGCCCUCUAUAAGUGGGGAUGUUUUGAAAGAGUUAGCUGGGAAAGUUUCCGCUGAAUACGACUUUAUGGAAGAUGUUUCAGAUAUUUCUCUGGAAGAAGUUGCUGAGGAUAAUGAUGCAGAUCAAACUUCAAAAACACAAAAGUCCAAGACAGAUGUUCAAACCGACACAUCCGCUUAUGGAAUAGCAUAUGUUGCCUUCGGAGGGGGUGAAAGGGGAAAGGAGGCAUGUCAUGCUAUUGCGUCAUUAUGUGAAGUUUGCUCAAUAGAUGCUUUAAUCUCAAAUUUCAUUCUUCCCUUACAGGGAAGUAAUGUAUCAGGCAAAGAUGGUCGCGUCCAUUGCUCCCUGAAUAUCAAUACAGAAACUGGGCGCUUAUCAGCUAGAAGGCCAAAUUUGCAGAACCAACCUGCUUUGGAGAAGGAUCGGUACAAGAUUCGUAAGGCCUUUGUAGCAUCACCUGGAAAUACACUCGUUGUGGCUGAUUAUGGGCAGUUGGAACUUAGAAUUCUGGCACAUCUUACUGGUUGUAAAAGCAUGAUGGAAGCUUUUAAAGCAGGCGGAGAUUUCCACUCAAGGACAGCCAUGAAUAUGUAUCCACAUAUUCGUGAAGCUGUAGAAAAUGGGCAAGUGAUCCUUGAAUGGCAUCCACAACCUGGGGAAGACAAGCCACCCGUGCCGUUGUUAAAGGAUGCCUUUGGCUCAGAGAGAAGAAAAGCCAAGAUGCUUAACUUUUCAAUUGCGUAUGGGAAAACCGCGAUCGGGCUUUCUAGAGAUUGGAAGGUCUCAGUUGAAGAGGCUCAGGACACAGUCAAACUCUGGUACAAUGACAGGCAAGAAGUAAGGAAAUGGCAAGAAAGGCGUAAGAAAGAAGCUAUAGAAGAUGGGUAUGUACGCACUUUACUAGGAAGGUCUCGUAGAUUUCCGAGGUAUAAGUCACGUGCGCAGAAGAAUCAUAUCCAAAGAGCAGCAAUCAACACUCCAGUCCAGGGAAGUGCAGCUGAUGUUGCCAUGUGUGCAAUGUUGGAAAUAUCGACAAAUCAACAGUUGAAGAAGCUUGGUUGGAGAUUGCUUCUACAGAUUCAUGAUGAAGUAAUCUUGGAAGGGCCAAUUGAAUCAGCGGAGAUCGCCAAGGACAUAGUUGUGGACUGUAUGUCUAAACCCUUUAACGGAAGGAAUAUUCUCUCUGUCGAUUUAUCUGUUGAUGCAAAAUGUGCUCAGAACUGGUAUGCUGCCAAAUAGAAGCCUAGAGACCAGUCGUAGAAGAACAGUUGAAGGAAGAGAUUUUUUGGGUGUAUUAAUGUUUGGUUUUGUCGGCUCUUAUUUUUGUAAAUUUUAGAAAGGCUUGAGAACAUUGAGCUGUGUAAAUUGUUUUAUCAACUCUAAUCCUCUAACUUGACGAUGUUUGAAUGCAAAUGUGGUUUAAGUAACUUAAGAACAAUCAUGAUAUUAAUGUUGUGGAUGGCUUUGUGUAAAAUGAAAAGAAUUUGAAUAGA